This is a messenger RNA of Siniperca chuatsi (mandarin fish), 2531 nucleotides long. It is a transcript of the gene tmem106ba, whose product is annotated as transmembrane protein 106Ba. The record is from RefSeq and is a predicted model, not a curated record. Lineage: Eukaryota; Metazoa; Chordata; Actinopteri; Centrarchiformes; Sinipercidae. The coding region runs from base 16 to 966 and encodes 316 amino acids. The transcript is spliced from 9 exons.
CUCCACUACAAGUAAAUGUUCUGCAUUCUUAACCUUACAAAGGUAAAAGUGUUCUGCACGGCGGAAACCGAUAUAUCCCCCAACAUGAGCCUGUCCAAUGAGGAGAUGAGGGGGCGGUCCCGUCGGUCUCCAUCUUCACUGGUGUGUGAACCACAACAAACAUCGACGACAGUUGCAGCAAUGGGCAAGUCCCAGUCACACUUGGCUAAGCACAAAAACGAGAGUGAAGACGCACUGACGACAGCUGGCGAGUACGGUGACAGUCAGACAGAGGAGGAUGGAAAGAACGGAGACGUAUCUCAGUUCCCCUAUGUUGAGUUCACUGGACGGGACAGCGUCACAUGCCCCACAUGUCAGGGCACCGGCAGAAUCCCUCGAGGUCAAGAGAAUCAGCUUGUGGCUCUGAUUCCAUACAGCGACCAAAGGCUCAGGCCAAGCAGGACAAAGUUGUAUGUCACGAUAUCAGUGGCACUUUGCCUGCUGCUGUCUGGCCUUGCUGUAUUCUUCCUAUUCCCUCGCUCUAUUGAUGUCUCCUAUGUGGGAGUGAAGUCUGCCUACGUCUCCUAUGACCUGGACAAACGAAUUGUUUAUCUCAACAUUACAAGCACUCUGAACAUCACCAAUAACAACUACUACACCAUAUCUGUGACCAACAUCACAGCCCAAGUGCAGUUCUCCAAGACGGUGAUAGGCAAGGCCAAGUUUAACAACAGCUCAGUGAUCAUACCACUGGAUGAACGGCAGAUUGACUACACAGUUCCCACCACCAUUGCUGAUGAGAUGAGUUAUAUGUUUGACUACUGCACCUUGCAAACCAUUAAAGUUCACAACAUAGUGGUCAUGAUGCAGGUGACGGUGACAACAUCGUACUUCGGCCACGCGGAGCAGGUCUCCCAGGAGAUGUACCAGUAUGUGGACUGUGGGGGGAACACCACCUCCUUGCAUGGGCAUGUGCAGGUUUACUGAGAAGACAAGCAAAAGAGCCCAGACAUCACAUACUGCUGUAUGUCUUACAGAGAUAAACUGGGCUGACCUCCAUGUAGGAAAUCCUUGCUCAGUGACAAUGUAAUAAUGGACAGGGACAUAACUUUCCUUUAAAUUAGUCACAGUGGCUCAUCCAUUCUUAAGUUCCCAACCACUUUCUUCAUUCUCCAAGUAAAAUGUGGUGUUUAUACGAGCAAUUUCUUUUUGGUUACUUGUCAAACAGGCUGGUAAAAGCAGACAAACUUACCUGCCACAGCCAGAAUUUAGCAGGAUUUGCCUCAAGGUUUAUGGUCAUUUUUCACCUUGCCACCAACAAAAUAGAUAAUAAUUUAAUAUUCACAUCAUUGGUAGGCGUUCCCAUCUUGUUCACUCCUCAACAAUUAAAUUACUGGAGUUUCAGAUAUGAUGCACUUUAACCCGAUCCUUUUCUACAGAUAUUAAUAAAAUGUUGUAUGAGUGCAACAGGAAUACUACAACUGCUACUGCCCCCUACUAUUCUAUAGCACUUUUAAUGAAAAAUACAGCAACUAAGGUACAUGAAGAGUUUUUAGACACAAUGAAAACCACUGAGCUGUUCCUUACCACUUCUUUUUGCCCUCUUUUCAUUCCUUUCUACAGUAGCCUCUCUCUUUUUUUGUUUCAUAAAAAUAUGAUUCUUGAUAGUGUUUGAUGCAAUAUAGAUGACUUAUUAUUUUAUGUCAUUUGUUUUUUGUUUUGGCUCAGAGUACUUUACUUUUAGCUUGAGUGAAGGUAGUAGAAGUCUUCUCUUAUGUUUAUCUGUCAUUCACCUGAGUGAUUUAAAAUCAAAUGUGACUACUGUGAAGACUGUUGCAUAGUAAAAAUAACUUUGUAAAAGGGAUAAUAUUUUAAAUUUCAUAGCAAAUGUGGGAGCAUUACAGCGGGCUUUAAAAUACAGAAAUGUGUAAAUGUAAAAUAUGUACUUUCCUUCUGGCUUGCUUCAAAACAUGUUAUAUCAAGAAUAAUUGCUGUUAUGGGAGCAACUUCCUUCCCUUUAAUGAGGUUGUCCUAUUUUUGUGGGCUGUGGUGUCAUUCGCAAUAAUGUGUUGGCUAUUUUAAUCCACUCUGCAUCUAUAACUUGUAUCAUGAGUUGACUGCUAUUUUCGAGUUUUGAAAUUAUUAUGGCUUCCUUUUGUCACUUUUAUUACAAGGUAUAAUUUUGGAUUGGCUGAUGAUUACCAGAAGUGAAUAAUACCACAAUUAUUCACAUGCUCUGAUAAUAUUCUACAUUUUUAAACAUGUACUGAACGACUUUUGCCUGACAAAAGACGCCCAUAACACAUAAAUGCCCAAAAUAUGAAUUAAUGUGUUUCUGAUCUUAGUUAAUUUGUGAUUGCACAGGUCAGAUAAAACCUCGUUCGGCAAGUUUUUCUGACCGUUAAUACAAUGUCUACACAGUCAUCAUAAGAAAACUAUAACCCCCUCUUAGUGUUUGAUGACAGUGUAGAUGUGAAUGUUUCUGCCUCCACACUGUGGUUUUGUGUUUUUCAUGCAUGAAGUUGAAAAUAAAAUCAUGACUCAUUUUGAAA